This is a messenger RNA of Stegastes partitus (bicolor damselfish), 1280 nucleotides long. Its product is annotated as derlin-2-like. Lineage: Eukaryota; Metazoa; Chordata; Actinopteri; Pomacentridae. Bases 1 to 741 code for a protein of 246 amino acids. The record is from RefSeq and is a predicted model, not a curated record. The transcript is spliced from 7 exons.
AUGGCUUACAGUGAGGCGGCAGCAGCAGCAGCAGCAGCGAUGGCUCACAGCUUCACUCAGGAGUAUUUCCAGAUCCCUGUGGUGACCCGAGCGUACACGACUGCCUGCGUCCUCACCACCGCCGCCGUGCAACUUGAGGUCAUCACUCCCUUCCAGCUUUACUUUAACCCAGAUCUCAUCAUCAGAAGAUACCAGAUAUGGCGCCUGAUAACCAGUUUCCUCUUCUUCGGCUCUCUUGGGUUCAGUUUUGUGUUCAACAUAAUCUUCCUUUAUCGAUACUGUCGGAUGCUGGAGGAAGGGAGUUUCCGGGGAAGGACGGCGGAUUUUGUUUUCAUGUUCCUGUUCGGGGGGAUCGUGAUGUCGCUGUUCGGCCUCUUCGCCAACAUCUUCUUCCUCGGCCAGGCCUUCAUCAUCAUGCUGGUGUACGUGUGGAGUAGAAGACAUCCGCUGAUCCGCAUGAACUUCUUCGGCCUGCUCAACUUCCAGGCGCCCUUCCUGCCCUGGGUGCUGAUGGGGUUCUCGCUGCUGCUCGGGAACUCCAUCGUGGUCGACCUGCUGGGUAUCAGCGUGGGCCACAUGUAUUACUUCCUGGAAGACGUGUUUCCAAACCUGCCUGGUGGGAGGAAGCUGCUGAUGACUCCAGAACUCCUACGGAUGAUGUUCGACCAGCCGGAGGAAGCGAACUACCGCCUCCUCCAGCAGGACGACGACGGUCAGCAGGACGACGAGCAGCAGAACUGACACCAGCAGAAACCAGCAGACAUGUACAGUAGAUAUAUGGAUCUGAUGCUGAAGGAACGUGGAGCUUAAUGGCACAAUCACACCAAGUAUUUAUCCACCGACAUGAAAAAACAGCAGCUCAGACACAACUGGACUCUUUAGUUUGUACAGGACAGAAACCUCAACCGAAGCUCACCUGAGUCUGUCUGAGUCGCCUGAUGCUGUAGUGAGAUCAGAAGGGUCUGGUUCUGAUCAUAAAACAACCUUUGAAGGCAGGAAAAGGAAACAAAGUGACUCAGUUUCUCACUGAUUUUGGUGCAAAACAACAAAAACUCCGGUUAGUGCUUCAGCAGUUCGAGGCGUCCUGCUUCCAGCCCACAUGUGAAAUGUUAAAAAACAAAAACCAGCGCUGAUCUUUCAGGUGUUUGUUAACCAUGUUGUGUUCUGUUUAUAUUUCAUUUAAAAAUAACAAUAAAGAUGAUCAACAUUUUAAUUUUCCGGCCUUUAUGAGACAAUACACAGGAACUUUCAUCUCAAAUCAUUACAGUUUUUAAAAAUAA